Trichoderma virens Gv29-8 is the source of this 3357-nucleotide messenger RNA. RefSeq lists its product as uncharacterized. The record is from RefSeq and is a predicted model, not a curated record. Lineage: Eukaryota; Fungi; Ascomycota; Sordariomycetes; Hypocreales; Hypocreaceae. Gene Ontology annotation, biological process: nucleoside metabolic process. Gene Ontology annotation, molecular function: protein binding; catalytic activity. The annotation marks the transcript as partial. The transcript is spliced from 4 exons.
CAUGCCGACUAUACAAUUGGAUGGAUUUGCGCAUUGCCAAAGGAGCAAACUGCAGCAAUUGCCAUGCUGGACCGAGAGCACCCGGAUCUUCCACCCCCCGACAAUGAUGACAAUGUCUAUACUUUAGGGUCAAUUGGCGGGCACAAUGUCGUUAUAACCUGUCUACCAAAAGGGAGAUACGGUACCAAUUCUGCGGCGACAGUCGCGAAAAAUAUGAUUGGCUCCUUUCCCUCCAUCAAAUUCGAGCUAUUAGUUGGCAUUGGAGGCGGCAUCCCAUCCAAGGUUCGACUCGGGGAUGUUGUGGUCAGCGCGCCAACUGAUCAAUACCCAGGAGUUGUUCAAUGGGAUUUAGGUAAAGCGGAAGAUGGCGGCAAAUUUCGACGAAUUGGAGCAUUGAAUAGCCCACCGAAUGCCCUUCUCAAAGUCUUGUCGAAGUUGGAGUCCGAAAAUGAGAUGCAAGGAUCCAAGAUUCCCGGCUUCUUAGAUGAGAUGAAACAGAAGUGGCCGAAAUUAUAUCCAAAAUACUUCUGGAAUGCUUCCCUCAGAGAUCCUCAAGGCAAAGGUAGCGAAGGGGCAGCAAAUACGACAGCGGAUAGCGCGAUUGAUGAGCCUCGGAUGAGAUGCCCAGACAUCCACUACGGCUUGAUCGCGUCCGGUAACCAAGUCAUCAAGGACGCUACAGUCCGAGACUGCCUUGAUGGAGAUCUAGACGGAAAUGUACUGUGCAUUGAGAUGGAAGCAGCAGGAUUAAUGAACAACUUUCCCUGUCUCGUUGUCCGAGGUAUUUGUGAUUAUGCAGACUCGAGUAAGAAUAAGGAUUGGCAAGAGUAUGCAGCAGCUGUAGCAGCAGCUUGUGCGAAGGAAAUUCUUUCUGUGCUACCAGUACAGGUGGUAAAGCGAAUGGGUUCAGUUAAAGAUAUAUUGUGGAGUAUCAAUGCUGAACUUGGAAUCAUUCGGACAACAUGCAGUGAAAUUGUAUCUCGACAAGACAAUAAAGCCUACACAGACUUUCUAGAGUCUCUGACGCCCGUCGACUAUACUUUACAGCAAAAGGAUAGUUUCAGCAAGUGGCAACCUGGAACUUGCCAAUGGCUUCUAAGCUCUGGCAUAUACCGAGAUUGGGUUGAUACCAGUCAGCAAACCUUGUUCUGCCCAGGAAUUCCAGGAGCUGGGAAAACUAUCCUUACAUCUGUUAUAAUUAACAAUCUUUAUGAAAGAUUAAAGAAAGGCAGUAAAGUAGGAAUUGCCUACCUCUACUGCAAUUUUUGGCAACACGCUAAGCAGGAACUCUAUGAUCUAUUGAUAAGCCUAGUGAAACAACUGGCUCUUGGCAUUGACGAUCUACCAAAAGAUGCUAAGAAGAUCAUUGAUGAUUAUAAAGCAAAUAAACAACGCCCAUCGCUGGAUGCUAUAAAAAAUCUUCUUCAAUAUAUUGCAGCGUCAUAUUCGAGAGUAUUUAUCCUUAUUGAUGCUCUGGAUGAAUGCCAGGAAUCAGGUGGUUGCCGAACAAAUCUUCUGGAUGAGAUUUUUUUUCUGCAGGAGAGAGAAAAAGUGAAUAUUUUUGCAACUUCGAGAUUCAUUCCAGAAAUUACAGAAAAGUUCAGGGAUUGCAAAUGCAUCAAAAUUCGGGCGAUCAAAGAAGAUGUGCAAAUUUAUGUACAAGAUCAAUUGAAAAGAGGCCAUAUGGAGCACCUACCGUCUCUAAUCGAGAGUAAGCCGGCACUAAAAGACGCGAUAAUAAGAGAAAUAUCGGAUGCUGUUGAUGGAAUGUUUCUCUUGGCAAAGAUAUAUCUCGAUACACUCGUUGAUAAAGUCACCAUCGCAGACGUUAGAAUGGCAGUGGCACAAUUACCCAAGCAAAUGGCAGGAUCUGGAGAAUCUCAGAGACUAAAAGUUGUGAACCAGGCAUACGAAUUGGCCUGGGAAAGAAUAAAUGGACAACAAGAGGGAUUUCGGGACAUCGCCACGCGGGUUCUUGCGUGGAUCGCCUGUGCAAAGAGACCAUUACACACGUGGGAGCUUCAGCAUGCGCUCGCAGUCAAAGUCGGUAUGAAAGAAAUCGAUAAAGACGCCAUCCCACAGGUUCAUGACAUGAUAUCAUUCUGUGCAGGGUUAGUCACAAUUGAUGAAGAGAGCAAUGUCAUCAGACCAGUGCACUACACAACGCAGGAGUAUAUCAAGACGAAGAAAAGCGACUGGUUCCCCAAUCCGGAGAUAAUGAUUACGGAAACCUGCAUUACAUACCUUUCAUUUACGGCCUUUGAAAAAUGUUUCCUUGACAGGUCUCGCCUACAUUACUUGCUGCGCUCCCACGACUUUUACUUGUAUGCUAGUCGGUUUUGGGGCGAACACACACGUCUUGUCGGAAAGGAACUGGAUAAGAAUGUCCUGGAGUUUCUCAUGAAUGAGGUUAAGAUAUUCAAUGCCUAUCAUGCAAUGCAACAGCAACAACCGGGGGAAUACCGAGACUUGGAGGCUUUCCCAGCAAAGUUUAGUCUACAUCAUGCUGUGCACUUUGGGUUCGACAAAGCAAUCAAUUUGCUACUCAAGAAAGGGUCAAUUAUUAAUAAUCACAAAGCAGUCGCGGAGAUUUUGCUUGACAAUGGAGCCAAUAUUGAAGCAAAAGAUUGCAAGGGUAAUACACCAUUACAGAUAGCCGUCCAAAUUUCCAACAUAGAAGCUGCAGAUUUAUUGCUAAAUAUGGGAGCCAACGUUGAGGCAGCAGAUCCUAAAGGCAACACCCCGCUACACAUAGCGGCCCGAAGAUUUUAUGGGGAGCUUGUACGCUUAUUACUGCAAAAAGGCGCCGAUAUCGAGGCAAGAAAUGGCAAUGGCGACAAGCCGUUGCACAUAGCAGUCCAAAAUUCCAGCAUAAAAGCUGUAGAUUUAUUGCUAAACAUGGGAGCCAACGUUGAGGCAGCAGAUCCUAAAGGCUACACCCCGCUACAUAUAGCAGUCCAAAAUUCCAGCAUAGAAGCUGCAGAUUUAUUGCUAAACAUGGGAGCCAACGUUGAGGCAGUAGAUCCUGAAGGUUACACCCCGCUACACAUAGCGGCCCAAGAUCUGGACGUAGCACUUAUUGAAUUGCUGCUUAAAAAUGGAGCUAGCACUGAGGCGUUGGAUAACGAAGGCCGGACUCCAUUAUUCGCGGUCAUACUAAGUCUUUGCCGCGAGCAUUGCAUUGAAGCAGACGUUGACGUGCUACUAGAAUAUGAAGCAAAUGUUGACGUGCUACUAAAAUAUGAAGCCAAAAUGGAGGCAAUCGACAAUGAGGGCUGUACGGUUUUAAUAUCGGUAGUCGAGAAGGGGGAUAUAAGGGUUUCUGAAUUCUUAAUUCAAAAGGGUGCUUGCAUUGAA